Molecule: messenger RNA, 1002 nt
Organism: Strongyloides ratti
Lineage: Eukaryota; Metazoa; Nematoda; Chromadorea; Rhabditida; Strongyloididae
Product: Sulfurtransferase
Exons: 3
Coding region: 1-1002 (333 amino acids)
Biological process (GO): transsulfuration
Cellular component (GO): mitochondrion
Molecular function (GO): thiosulfate-cyanide sulfurtransferase activity
Source: RefSeq, a predicted model, not a curated record
AUGCAUAUUUUAGAUUUAAAAAAAGUGUUAUCAACUAAAUGCUUAAAUGAAAUUAUAACAAAUGGUGGUCCAAAAAUAAACGGAGUAAAGAUUCUUGAUUGUACCUAUUCUGUUACCCCAAAACCGAAUUGGGAAAAAUUCCAGAUGAAUGAGUUAGGUCAAUUUAAUAAACUUAUGGAAAAAUCUUCAAAACAUAAACAAGACUAUUUAACUUCUCACAUACCACAUGGAACUUUUUUUGAUUUUGAUUGUGCUAUGUUUCCUGGAAGAUAUGAAAGAUUCUCAUUUUAUCAACCAGAAUUGUUUGAAAUUUAUGCUAAAAAAUUAGGAAUUAAUAGAUAUGAACAUCUUGUUUUUUAUAGUCGUGGUCCAUAUAAUGGUGCAUUAUUUGCUGCAAAAGCAUUUAGAUUAUUUAAAUGUUAUGGUCAUGAAAAUAUGUCUAUUCUUGAUGGUGGUUUUGAUAAAUGGUGUAAAGAUGGUUUUAAAAUUGAAAGUGGUACAAAUGAUGAAAAUAAUGAAAUAGGAAAUUGGUCAGGUUCUGAUAACUUUUCAAUUAAUGUAAAAUAUUCAGAAUUAGUUAAAAAGAAUGAUGAUGAAAAAGAUAUGUUUGAAGAUUUAUCUAAAACUAUAUUUUUAGAUGCCAGAUCAGAAAAUGUUUAUAAUGGUCAAACUGAAACAGGACUUAAUCCAUAUUUUGUUGAUGGAUGUUAUAUACCCGGAACAAUAAAUCUUCCAGCUACAGAGUUUUUCAAUUCCGAUGGGACAUUUAAAGAUGAAUUAGAAAUAAAAAAUAUUUUAAAUAAAAAGAAUAUUGAUAUUGUUGAUGUAGAUGGAAAGCAAAAGAAAGAAGUUGUUACUUUUUGUAAUACUGGAACACAAGCAACAAUAUUGAAUUUUGUUCUUGAACACAUAUAUCCAAAAGUAAAAACUAGACUUUGGAAUGGAGGCCUUAAAGAAUUAGAAGUGAGAAAUCCUAAGCGUAUCUCAGGGAAAGCUGUUUAA